AUGAUCGUAUUACCAGUAGAUGGUUCUCGCAACCCGAUACACCACGAGACAGCAUUUGCGAUGAGUAGCUCUUCAGAAUCAAGAGGUAAUUCUAAUAAGCCCAGGUCGUUAUCCACACCACCGACAUCUAUUGGACCUAGUAGCUCCCCUCUCAAGUGUAGCACCCCUCCCAUGUGUAGCUCGCCUCCCAUGAGUAGCCCUUGCAUCCCGUCACGCGCAAAGACUGUUGCCAAUAAUUCUGCCCUUCACGUUGAUGAGUUUAGCACUGCAAAUCCAAUGCAGAGCUUGGGUAACGGCGGUCAUCGCAAGUGCCCCAUCACGUAUGGCUCAGUUCAAGGUGGCCUCCAAUAUGAGGAUUGCAACCCACCUACAAAGAAAUUCAAGCCUCUCCAAACUACGUGGAACACUCCUGCGCCCUCACCAGAAGCUACAAACUAUCUCAAUGAACGCAGGCUCGAACUAUCGCGCAUCACUCGCCGGGCUAUAGCCGCGAGAAUGCGAUAUCAACGCCUCCGCUGCCGCGAACUAGAUCUCAUAAGAGCUAUCCUGGAAGGUGAAGAAGACUUGUCCCAAACAGAGAUGAAGGGGAUUGACGCUCAAAUUGGUGCUAUCUGCAACAUCCUCGAGGAUGCAGGAGUUACGGCGAUAGGAAACAAAGGUUCUCUUCAGAUGAGUCGGAUAAACCUGGGGCAGCUCCAUUGGUAUCUGGAUCUCUUUGCAGUUCAACCUGUUUCAACAAGUUGGGUCAACGUUCGCACUCGGCUCAGGCCGAGUCCCCUGCCCCUCUUCAAGGUUAUGACCACUGUUAUAAUCCCGUCAUCAUUCUGCUUGACCGAUAAAUAUUACACUAUAUCGACCAUUCAUGUUAUGGAGUCCUGGAUGCCGCAUCAAAGGCCUGAGCGUUUUCUACCAAAUGAAAUUUUCGGAGAUCCGGGGGAGAUCACAGUCUUAUCAUCGAGUCACAAUGAAGGGCAGCCAAGUUUUUGUUUACAAGUCAAUACUGAUAUACUGGUAUCCCGCUAUUUAAUUCGCCUCCCUCGAAUUCUCCCUUACUCCAAAUCCAAGCCCACCAUCAUGUCGUUUCGUACUUUCCCAUACGAUUCAAAUGAUCCCUCCAGUUGCACCAGGCGGCGUACUAGUGGUCGUGACGCAUGCUCCGACUCCGCAUCAUUGGCGUCGACGAGCUUAAUGUCGGCUGACACGACCAGUAAUAUGGGCUCGGGGGACAUAGAGGGAAAGCGGUUCAAUGAGCACAGUCCAACUGAACAACUCGCCCUCACAUGGGCGAAAAGGCGCAUCGUUCUCAACUCCGUUACGACCACAGGCUGGCUCCGAAACAUCACCCCAGAAGAAAAACAGGUAACGAACGGCUACAUCAUCGAGCUCGUUAACCAGGCCAACAUAAAGUUCGGAUGUGAAUUGGAAUCGUCACCGAGGGUAAUAGAAAGCAUUCUAAAGGCCCUCUUGCUCAAUCGUCGACAACUCUCGAAAAUUUCGGAGUAUCUCGCCGAUCCCUACGACAUCGAACCGCCAUCAGAGUUCAACUUGUCGGAACAGGACCACCAAGCUUUCAAGGAUGACCGCGAACACGAGUUAUUAGACUCAGCCUCACCCUUCACCUAUUAA
Suillus clintonianus is the source of this 1626-nucleotide messenger RNA. RefSeq lists its product as uncharacterized. The record is from RefSeq and is a predicted model, not a curated record. Bases 1 to 1626 code for a protein of 541 amino acids. The transcript is spliced from 12 exons. Lineage: Eukaryota; Fungi; Basidiomycota; Agaricomycetes; Boletales; Suillaceae.